AUGGCUGAUUCUGAUAUGGCUGGCAUCGCAGCAGCUUUCCGAAAACGCGAAUCCUCGGCUGAUCCAAACUUGGCCGAGGCUGUGUACAGAGCAGCCAUACUUGUCGAGGAAGCUACCGUAUCAGAGCUCCUACCAGGCCUGUCAUCGCAGAGCAACGAGUGGACAGAGCACGCACAUAGAUUGCAGCUCGCGCUGGGGUGCCUCGCAGAUGCAAAAGACGACAACGAUCCGCCGCCGCCGCCGUUCGCGCAUGGCCACUUCAUCACUCGACCGAGCCCGUGGUUCGCCAACUGCCGAAGCUGCCAGCUGAGCGCCAAGAUGCGCGUGGCAUACACAUCCCACCUGACAGCCAGGCUUCACCUGUUGACACAGCAUAGGCUGCAAGACAACAACACCAUAUAA
Molecule: messenger RNA, 402 nt
Organism: Cordyceps fumosorosea ARSEF 2679
Lineage: Eukaryota; Fungi; Ascomycota; Sordariomycetes; Hypocreales; Cordycipitaceae
Exons: 1
Coding region: 1-402 (133 amino acids)
Source: RefSeq, a predicted model, not a curated record